CAACAACACAUGAUAAUGCAAAUAAAUACAAGACGUGCAAACUGCAAGUUAUAACAUAUUUAUUUGUUUUAUAUAAGCAUACCAUUAGACCAAUAUUUUGAACAAGUGUAUUAGCUCCUAAAAUGGAAUUCCCUGAUCUCGGUGAACACUGCCAGUAUGAGAACUGCAACCAGACUGAUUUUUUACCGCUUCAGUGUAAAUGUGGAAAGAUAUUUUGUAGAGUACACUUUAACGACCAUUGCCUUUCGGGUCUGUGUGAAUUGGCGCCAAAACCACGCAAUAUAGUUCCUAGCAAUGACGAAAUAUACAGAUGCUCACAGAAUGGAUGCAGGAAGGGUAACCUUCAUGAGAUGCUGUGUAAUAAAUGCAAAAAGCAUUAUUGUAUAGAACACAGGUUUCAUCCGUCAUGUCCAGAGAUAGAUGAUGAAACAAUGGCCUUCAAAAUUGAGCAGCUUGAAGCACCUAGAAGGCAAUUUCGUGAAGCUAAUAAACAUUUACAGGAGAAGAUCACAGAAAAUAUUAGGAAAGCGUUACAAUCAACAGCAAAAGUGAAGACAGCAUCAAAAAUUCAUCUUAUGAGGAUAAAACAGAAGGCGAUUGGGCCAAAAAGUGUGCCACCAAAAGACAGGACAUAUUUUGCAAUCAAAAAACCAGCGAAUAGUGAUCCAAAAGCAGUUAAAAUUGUACAUGACUUAGAAAAUAUAACACAAAUAGAGUCAAUUGCUUUGGAUCCAGAUUUGAAGGACACCAUACCUGUAUUUAUUAGUUCUAAUUGGAGUCUAGGUAGAGCUAUAGACAGUAUAUGCGAAUCAUGUGAUAUAAAAAACGAAAACAAUAAAAUUGGAUCAACAAAGCUCAGAUUAUUCCGGCAACUGGAUGGUUAUUGUAUAAGUCCCGGAAAAAUGGAUGUGGAAAUUCAGGAAUUGAUGAAAAAAGAGGUUUUGUUGGAAGGCGAUAAACUGGUUAUGGAGUAUGUAAGCACAGAGGUGUUGAGUACUAUUGAAGAUGGACAGUUGUUUUUAUGUUAAGAAUUAAUGAAAUAAAUUCGUAUAAUUAUA
Messenger RNA from Zerene cesonia (dogface butterfly), 1058 nucleotides. RefSeq names its product AN1-type zinc finger protein 1-like. Gene Ontology annotation, biological process: protein targeting to ER; proteasome-mediated ubiquitin-dependent protein catabolic process. NCBI's taxonomy places the organism in Eukaryota, Metazoa, Arthropoda, Insecta, Lepidoptera, Pieridae. The transcript is spliced from 3 exons. Gene Ontology annotation, cellular component: endoplasmic reticulum; cytoplasm. The coding region runs from base 123 to 1028 and encodes 301 amino acids. The record is from RefSeq and is a predicted model, not a curated record.